Molecule: messenger RNA, 1397 nt
Organism: Schistocerca piceifrons (Central American locust)
Lineage: Eukaryota; Metazoa; Arthropoda; Insecta; Orthoptera; Acrididae
Product: COMM domain-containing protein 4
Exons: 11
Coding region: 582-1184 (200 amino acids)
Source: RefSeq, a predicted model, not a curated record
CUGGAUUACGCAACGACUGGAAUGGAAGGAAACCCGAAUGUAUUGGCCUAUGUACUUAACCUUUCCCUGUUACCCGUUGCUCGCCACCCCAUAUAUUUUCACCCUUAAGUCUCAGACUGAAAAUUCUAGAAAUGAAUGUAACUGAGGAAAAAGUCUUCGACUUUUAUCACUUCGGCCUUCCUUGUUAUCGGAAGUUGGUCAGAAACGUGAAUUAACUUAUACUGAUGGUGUGUGAAAAUCUUGUGACUUAAAAGUGAUGAUUUGACGGCUUUUAGUAUUUUAUCAUAAACUCGAAUCCAUUUUAAGUCCAGUAUUUCAGUCUCAGGCAACCACAUACAUCAUACAAGCACAUAUCAAAACAUAGAGAGGUCAUUCUGCUGCUGGCACCAGUACCAGGGUGGAUGCAUCGUGGAAGCAGACAUAUGCCUGGUAUUUGGAUACAGUAAACCACUGGCCUUCGUCUUCGCGGAAGGAAUCCUGGUAUCCAGAUAUUAGAAGAGCGAGCGCCUCUUUCUUCCAAACGUAACACGUCAAAUACAGAUUCAUCCCAGCCUGAGAAUACUUGAUUCGUCUGCUUCAUUAUGAGGUUCCGGUUCUGCGGAGAUCUGGACUGCCCAGAUUGGAUUCUUGCAGAAAUAAAUAUUUUGGCGCGUAUGACGUCAAUUAAAAUGAAGCUGCUUUGCCAGCAGGUAGCGCGGUCGCUUAUAGGAGAGGACAUCGACUACGACAAAGUUAAGAAGCUUACGGCGGAUGCAAAAUAUGACACUGGUGAUGUGAAGGGAUGCGUGGCAGCAGUGUCUUUCGUGCUAACAUCAGGUGCACGCCAUGGGGUGACAGAGGAAGCACUCUCUAGCGAACUGCAGCAGUUGGGGCUGCCACGUGAGCUGAGUGCUGCACUCUGUCGUGUCUACAGUGACAACCUACCUGCUAUUACUGCUGCUCUGCAUGACAACUCACUCCGCUUGAGCCAUCUGAAAGAUGUAAGCUGGCGUGUUGACUUGGUUGGUGGGUCAAAUGUUUUGUCUGUUGAUGGUGAAAUCAGACCAGAAGUGUGCUUGAAACUUCAGGUGCUUGAUUGUCUAACAGGAGAAGAAAAAUAUCACCAGUUUAAUGUGACAGAGGAUCAUUUAAACAUAAUGAUUGAUGAUAUGAAAAAGGUGACAGGCAUUAUUGAUGGCCUGUAGAACUUCCAGCUGUGAAAUACAUCAAUAUAAAACAGUGAAAAUCAAAAUUGCUUUGUUAUGAUGGAAUUCCAUUAAAUUGUUUUCUUUCCAGUAAUAAAUGAGAAAUGUAUUACUUGAUGAAAUGUUAAGAAAUUUGCAACUUCAUAUAAGUUACACCAUGCAUUUCUUAUGAGCAACUGUAUCAAUGGUAAUAAACACUUUUUUAUAUCAGAA